Gymnogyps californianus (California condor) is the source of this 2096-nucleotide messenger RNA. RefSeq names its product syncoilin, intermediate filament protein (gene SYNC). The record is from RefSeq and is a predicted model, not a curated record. Lineage: Eukaryota; Metazoa; Chordata; Aves; Accipitriformes; Cathartidae. Gene Ontology annotation, cellular component: intermediate filament. Bases 21 to 1526 code for a protein of 501 amino acids. The transcript is spliced from 4 exons.
CUGCGCUCAUUCCUUGGAGGAUGACUAGACAUGAGCACAGCGGCGUGGCCAGGAGGGACCUGAUGGCAGAGCCCGAGCCCCCUCCAGAGCUGCAGCUGGAUGAAGCCGGAGCAUCCUCAGCCCCGCAGGGAGUGGCUGCAGGCGCUGCUCCGCACCCGGACCUUUCACGCAGCCCAUUAGACCCAGCGGUGGGUGUGGGGGUGACACCCCUGCACGGGGGCAGCCCAGAUGCCCGCCAGGAGCUGCAGGCAGACGGCGGGGAUGCUUCCUUGGAGCUAAACAUGCCAGGGCCCCAGCUGGACGAGGAUGCGGCCGGGGCCGGGACCCCUCUGGACGUGGAUGUGGCAGGAAUCCCGCUGGACGUGGAUGCAGAUGGAGUAGAGAUCCCACUGGAUGUGGAUGGGGCAGGGAUCCCGCUGGAUGUGGAUGCAGGUGGGACGGGGAUCGCGCUGGACGUGGAUGCAGAUGGAAUAGGGAUCCCGCUGUACAUGGACACAGACGGGGCAGGGAUCCCAGCCGACGCGGACGCAAACGGGGCAGGGAUCCCGCUGGACAUGGAUGCAGAGGGGGCGGGCAGCCCCCUGGAUGCGGAUGGCACGGAGCAUCAGUGCCUGACCCUGGAAGAGCUGGGGGACUACUUCCAAGAGUGCAUUGAAGCCGUCGAGCAGUUGGAGAAAGAGAGAGACAGCCUGAUCGUGGAGCUCGCCCAGCUCCGGGAGCCAGCACUGCAGGAGAUCCGCCAUGCCCACGAGGAGAUCCAGGCAGCCUGCCGGCUGCUGGCCAAGGUGGAGCUGGAGAGGGACAACCUGAAGGAUGAGAUCCGGCAGAUCAAGCAGAAGCUGUUCAAGGUGACGAAGGAUUGUGUGGCUUGCCAGUACCAGCUGGAGAGCCGGCGGCACGACCUCUCCCAGCACGCUGCUUACCGGGGCGAGCUGGAGACCCAGGCUGGGCAGCUCUCUGGCGAACUGUCCCGGCUGAAGGAGACCUGCGAGAAGGAGAAGGAGGUUUUGAGGCAACGGUUGGAGACUCCGCCGUGUCGGCAGGAUAACCUGUACCUGCAGGAGAGCCGCCGGCUCUCCAUGGAGUUCGAGAGCUUCGUGGCGGAGAGCCGGCGGGGUCUGGAGGAGCACUACGAGCCCCAACUGCUGCGGCUGCUGGAGAGACGCGAGGCAGGGGCGAAGGCGCUGCAGGAGAUGCAGGGGGAGAUCCAGGGGAUGAAGGAAGCCCUGCGGCCCUUGCAGGGGGAGGUCAGCCGGCUGCGGCUGCAGAACCGGAGCCUGGAGGAGCAGAUCGUCCUCAUCAAGCAGAAGCGGGAUGAAGAGGUCGGGCAGUAUCGGGAACAGGUUGAGGAGCUGGAAGACAGGCUGAAGGAGCUGAAGAACGGGGUCCAGCUCCAGCAGCGCAAGAAUCAGGAACUGGAGGAGCUGAGGACCAGCCUCCACCGGGAGCUCUCCAUCUACAAGAGCUGCUUAGAAAUCUACGGACACCUUUGCAAAUCGGAAGAAAAAGCAGACCAGGACUGUUAGGAAUGAUGGAUUUUUCCUCGUUGUAGCAAAAGGAAAGGACAGAGGCAUCUGCAGGGGACAUCUCCUCUUGCUGCUUAUCCUACCUGACGCGCAGCAGCUCCCUGAAGUCAGGGAUACCAGACAAUCGUUUGCUUGUGUGUAUUUCUCCAGGUGCUGCUGUCGAUCGCGUAGUAAAACUGCUGUUCCACAGAGGAGCAGAGAAAAAUAAUACUUGCACUGAACAAUGGACGUAUAUGAAGAAUAACAGAUGUAUGUUUUGCUGUGUUUGGAAAAUUUAUCUUGUCUUGCUCCAUUGGCGGAUUGUAUAAGCCUGCACAGAAAGUAUUGUUCUGGAAGCCAGUGUUGGGGGGUUUGAUUUUUAAAGUUUACAUGCAAGAGAAGCUUUAUCCUUUUAACAGGAUUUUCUUUUGUAUUUCAAGGGUCUCUGCUGUAUUGUGACAUGCUUAAAGGUCCUUUCCAGCCUAAAUGAUUCUAUGCUCCACCAUGGGCCACAGAAACUAGUUUGUGGAUAAUAGGUUUCCACUUUAUAUAAAGUCUCACACUGAAAAUAAAGGUCGGAGUUUAAGGGUC